CCUCGUCAUUUUCCGUCAACCCAAAAAAAAAAAAAUACACACUUCUUCUCCAAAACCCCCAAAAAAUUUAAUUCAAAAUAAAAAAAAACAAUUCUAAAUCUUUCGUUUAUCAAAUUCCCUAUACGUCGUCGUUUUAUACGAACUUUAUAUUUCAAUAACCGCCAUGACCGGAACCGUAUCAUCGGAAAAACCAUCGCCGACGAUCUCAAGGUCGAUAACACAAACGGUUAACGGCUCUCACAAAUUCGUGAUCCAAGGGUAUUCCCUUGCGAAGGGGAUGGGAGUGGGAAAACACAUUGCGAGCGAGGUUUUCACCGUCGGAGGGUAUCAAUGGGCGAUCUACUUCUAUCCCGACGGAAAGAAUCCUGAAGAUAAUUCCGCUUAUGUUUCCGUUUUCAUCGCUUUGGCGAGUGAAGGAACCGAUGUUAGAGCGCUUUUUGAACUCACGCUUGUUGAUCAGAGUGGACAGGGUAAACAUAAGGUUCAUAGUCAUUUUGAUCGAUCGCUUGAGAGUGGUCCUUAUACACUUAAAUAUAAGGGUAGUAUGUGGGGGUACAAGCGGUUUUUCAGACGGACUUUGCUUGAAAGCUCUGAUUUUCUCAAAGAUGACUGCUUGAAAAUUAACUGUACAGUUGGAGUCGUGGUGUCUGCUAUUGAUUGCCCACAACUUCAAUCUAUUCAUGUCCCAGAAUCUGACAUUGGAUCACACUUUGGCACGCUAUUGGAUAAUAUGGAAGGUUCCGAUGUUACUUUUGAUGUGGCCGGGGAGAAGUGUCCUGCUCACAAGUUGGUUUUGGCCACUAGAUCCCCAGAAUUUCGAUCUACAUUUUUUAACAGUAUGGACAUAGACAAACAGGAGAUCGUUAUAACAGAUUUAGAACCAAAGGUUUUUAAGGCCAUGCUGCAUUUUAUCUACACGGAUACCCUCACAGAAGAUGCGGACAUGGUCUCAUCCAUCACAGCUAGUGAUUUCCUAGUUUCUGAGACAUUGAUAGCGAAAUUGUUAGCUGCCGCAGACAAGUAUGGCUUGGCGAGGCUUAGACUGAUGUGUGAGUCUCGUCUUUGCAAGUACAUUUGUGUGAGUUCUGUAGCCAACAUUUUAACCUUGGCUGACCAUUGCCAUGCCACAGAGUUAAAGGCCGUUUGCCUGAAGUUCGCUGCUCAAAAUCUAGCAGCCCGAAAAGCAUUUAUCCAUGUUAUUUACAUCUGUCACUGGUUGCUGCCGAGUUUAAGUGAUCAAGCUGUCAUGAGGUCAGAUGGAUUUGAGUAUAUGAAAGAAAAAUGCCCAUGGCUACAGUCAGAGAUCUUGAAGACAAUAGCUGGCUGUGAGGGUGAUAGUUGCAGUCCAGGGGAAAAAUCUCAGAGUGUGUGGGCCCAACUUUCAGAUGGUGGCGACACUAAUGGUAGGAGAGUCAGACAGAGACUUUGAUAUCUGUUGUCACAUUGGUAUCUCUAAUUCUUUUGUAAAUGAUGGUGAUAAUGUCGAUAAAAUGGGGGAUAGAAAAAAGCAAAAGACAGGGAAAAUCCUCUUCUGGUCAUUUUCUCCAUCUCUCAAUGGAAAGUUCUUUACAAAAAGCAGGUAGACUAGAUCUUGUGCAUGUUUGUGUAAAUGUCUCCGGUGGUGUGUAUGUUGUGUAGUGCAGAGUAGUUAUUGAAAAUGAGCUCAUCUGCAGUAUACUUUUGAAGAGGAUCCAAGUCCAUACUUUGGAACUUGAUGUUAUCCUUGCUGGACUUUGUGUCCCCGUCCCUUUUUUGUCCUUAGUUCAAGCCUUAAUGUUUGUAGAUCUAGUUUCAAUAGAAUGGUUUUUUAUACCUUGUAAAAAAUAUUCAUUUUGUAACAUUGGUUUUUUCCAUCAUCCUUAAAAGUUGUAAUCUUAGAUGGUCUGUCUUGAGUCGAUAUAUUCAACGUUUCUGGAUGGCAAUAGAUAGCAUCGCUACUUCACUAA
Cicer arietinum (chickpea) is the source of this 1946-nucleotide messenger RNA. RefSeq names its product BTB/POZ and MATH domain-containing protein 5. Gene Ontology annotation, biological process: protein ubiquitination. Lineage: Eukaryota; Viridiplantae; Streptophyta; Magnoliopsida; Fabales; Fabaceae. The record is from RefSeq and is a predicted model, not a curated record. Gene Ontology annotation, molecular function: protein binding.